AUGCUAGAGCAGCUCACCAGCCAGAAGCAGAUGCUUGAGGCGAAGCAGCGUGAGGUAAACCAGCUCAUGUCGACCCAGGACCAGUCGCAGGAUGCCUGGCAAGCAGAAGCGGCGGAGCUCGCCGGCCUGCAGGCAAAUCUGACGAAAGAAGAAGGGCUUUAUGCAGACCUCCAGAAGAAGGUGCAGAAGGAGAUUGCGCGGCUCACUGACCAGCAGCUGGCUGCCGACAAGCGCCUUCGGGAGCUCCAGGCGGCCUACGAAAAGAAGCAGGAGAAGGUGGAUCAGCUUCGAGAGCAGGCCGUGGCACGGGGCAGCAUCGCCAGGAAUGCUUCACAGCAGGCAGACGUGGUGCAGGCCAACCUGGCAGAGGCCGAAGGCCUUGUCAACAAGCACCGCCGGUUGGCGGAGACCUCUGAGAAGGUCUUCCUGCAGGCCAAGAUGGACGUCGACCAUGCAGAGCGGCUGUGUUUGGACUCCGAGCACGAGGUCGCCGAAAAGAAGGAAUUGAAACUUCGCGUGCUGGCCGCAAGAAGUUCUCUACAAAGCUUCUACAACAACGUGGACAACCUGUCGAGGUCCUUGGAGGGGAAGAUCAUGGAUCCAGAGGCUGACGCCCCCAAGCUCUUCCGAGCCGACCCGCUCGCGGCUGUGGCCCUGCGCAGCUACAACGAGAUGACCGCAAGCUUCAGGCGGCUUUUCGUCAAGUCCAAGGAUACCUACGAAGUAGUUGCCGGGAGCAUCCCGGAGAUCGAGGGCAAUGCCGAGGCGGCGUUGAAGCUGCUGUGUGACCCCUUUGAGGCCAUCGAGGAGGAAGCUCAGCGCGCCGGCAACAGCACAAUAUUCGAGGAGAAGUGCGGGCCUUUUCUCUGGAGCGACCUCGGGGUGGAGCGGCGGCCCUUCCCCAGCUUCGCGGAGAUGGAGCCUGGCAGGCAGGAGUCUGAGGACAUGCAGGAGGAGGAGCCAGAGUCUCCGACCAACAUGUGGAAGGACGAGGAGGAGACUGAGGAGACCCAGACAGGAGAUCUGCCAUCAUCACCAGUUGGUUUGCCACCGCUCCCUUUGGAACGAUUGCCAACGAAGACCACGCAUGCUCCCGAACCAGAGCCGGAAAGCAUGUCACCAAAGACGCCAGUUAUGGGUUUGCCGCCACCCCCGUUGGAUAGACUGCCGUCGAAGACGACUCCUUCUCCCAAUGCUGUACCAGACUGA
Molecule: messenger RNA, 1209 nt
Organism: Symbiodinium natans
Lineage: Eukaryota; Dinophyceae; Suessiales; Symbiodiniaceae
Source: the annotation of a GenBank genome assembly